UUUUUUUUUUUUUUAUAAAGUGACUUCACCUUUAAUAUUUGGUUAACAGUAGUUGUGUAAUAAUAAGAUGGUCCUUGGGGCAUCUAUUGAAUCAACACUUUGUGUCAUCCUUUCACUGAAUAAUAUCUACAGGAGAAUGCAGGAUGCAAUAAAUGUCACUGCAAGCAUAAAAAGUAUUUGUAUUUAUGAUAAAUAUCUAUGACGACAGGUGACUUCAUUUUGAGGCAGCUUAUUGUGAUUCAUUUCCCUUUAAAAAAAAAAAAACUUUAUCUCAGAGGAUGUAAGAUCAUGUAAAAGCCUACAUUUGUUCAUAUUGAAAAUGAAAGCGAAAAUGUUAUAUUAUUCAGAGGGAGAAGUAAUCCAGUUAAUCUACCUUUCGUCUCCUAUGAGCCUUUCUAAACUAUGCAAUGCCGCCACCUGGUGGCCAUUUAACGUACGUGCGUGAGAAGUCUGCUCAGACUUGGAUCGAACCAAAAACCAUCUCAGGGGAGUCUUUGAAAACAUAAGAACGCUGUGGUUUCGGUUUAUAAUUCCAAAGAAAUAGAUGAAAAAUACACUAAAUUUACAAGUACUUUGUAAGGUUUGUGUAACUAGUAGAUAAUACAAACACGUUAAAUUAAAACAGCAACUGUGGAAUUAACCGGAUAUAAUAUACGACCCCCCCUUUGUGAAAAGUCGCGCGGAAGGAAACAUACAAUACGGGUCUGUCGUUGGUGCAAAUUCCCCGCGAAAGUUACGUCACCCAUAGUUUCGCGCCAGUUCUGUAGUAUUCACACAAACAGAAGAAGAGAUAUCACAGCAACAAUGUCUUCUCCUGCAUCGACACCUCGUGGCCGAAAACGCGGACGGACCAACAAUCCACCUACCCCCAGAAGCGAUGAUCCUACUUCUCCUCCAUCACAGCGGCGCAGAGGUCAGGAUUCCUCCGGCGAUCUGAUGCCCAUGCCCACAUCCCCAGCUGCGGACAUGCUCAGUCCGGCAGCAGCACAGGACACUUCUCUCUUCUCCAGUCCACGUCCCUCAGUCCCACCCAAUGAAGUGGACAUGAGCUCCCCGCUGAUGUAUGGGACCCCCAGCUCCAGGGUUGAAGGGACCCCUCGCAGUGGCGUGCGUGGCACUCCUGCAAGGCAGCGCCCUGAUCUGGGCUCAGCCAGGAAAGCUCCUCAAGUGGAUCUUCAGUCUGAGCCACCAAGUGGUGAUGGCGCACUAACCAGUGAGCCAAACGCUGGCCAGCGAUUGGUAAUUUGGGGCACUGAUGUCAAUGUGGGAACCUGCAAAGAGAAGUUUCAGAGGUUUCUGCAUCGCUUCAUUGACCCGACAUCCACUGAAGAUGAGAACGCAGGUCUGGACUUGAACGAGCCGUUAUACAUGCAGAAGCUAGAAGAGAUCAGCGUUGUCGGUGAUCCUGUGCUGAACGUGAAUUGCCAGCAUGUGCAGUCAUUUGAUGCAGAACUGUACAGGCAACUCAUCUGCUACCCACAGGAAGUGAUCCCGACCUUUGACAUGGCAGUCAACGAGCUUUUCUUUGAGCGUUUCCCAGACUCCGUUCUGGAAUACCAGAUCCAAGUUCGCCCCUACAACGCCCUGAAAACCAGAAACAUGAGGAGCCUCAAUCCAGAAGACAUCGAUCAGCUGAUCACGAUCAGCGGCAUGGUGAUCCGCACCUCUCAGCUCAUCCCUGAAAUGCAGGAGGCUUUCUUCCAGUGCCAGGUGUGCGGCUACAGCACGCGCGUGGAGGUGGAUCGCGGCCGCAUCGCCGAGCCGGCCGUGUGUCGCAACUGCAACAACACCCACAGCCUGGUGCUCAUUCACAAUCGCUCUGUGUUUUCAGAUAAGCAGAUGAUCAAAAUUCAGGAGUCUCCUGAGGAUAUGCCUGCUGGUCAGACCCCACACACAACCGUCGUCUACGCUCACAAUGACCUCGUGGAUAAAGUUCAACCAGGAGACCGCGUGAACAUCACCGGUAUCUACAGAGCCGUGCCGAUGCGCGUGCACCCACGUCAGAGCAACGUGAAGUCUGUCUACAAGACCCACAUAGACGCCAUCCACUUCCGCAAGACGGACGAGAAGCGCCUGCACGGGCUGGACGAUGAGGCCGAACAGAAGCUCUUCACUGAAGACCACGUGCAGGUCCUGAAGGAGCUGGCGGCCAAGCCAGACGUCUACGAGCGCCUCGCCUCUGCUUUGGCGCCGAGCAUCUACGAACACGAAGACAUCAAAAAGGGCAUCCUACUGCAGUUGUUCGGUGGUACUCGGAAGGACUUCAGCCAGACGGGCAGGGGGAACUUCCGUGCAGAGGUUAACAUCCUGCUGUGCGGAGACCCGGGCACCAGCAAGUCUCAGCUUCUGCAGUACGUGUACAACCUGGUGCCACGUGGCCAGUACACGUCGGGGAAAGGCUCCAGCGCCGUUGGGCUCACUGCCUACGUGAUGAAGGACCCGGAGACCAGGCAGCUGGUGCUGCAGACUGGCGCGCUGGUGCUCAGCGAUAACGGCAUCUGCUGCAUCGAUGAGUUUGACAAGAUGAGCGACAACACUCGAUCGGUGCUGCACGAGGUCAUGGAGCAGCAGACUCUCUCCAUCGCCAAGGCUGGGAUUAUUUGCCAGCUCAAUGCCCGCACCGCCGUCCUGGCAGCUGCCAACCCCGUGGAGUCUCAGUGGAAUCCCAAGAAGACCACAAUCGAGAACAUUCAGCUGCCUCACACGCUGCUCUCCAGAUUCGAUCUCAUCUUCCUGAUGCUGGAUCCACAAGAUGAGGCUUACGACCGCAGGCUGGCUCACCACUUGGUGUCGCUGUACUACCAGAGCGAGGAGCAGAUGCAGGAGGAGUUUCUUGACAUGGCCGUGCUGAAGGACUACAUUGCAUAUGCACGAACGUACAUAAGUCCCAGACUGAGCGAGGAAGCCAGUCAGGCCCUCAUUGAGGCCUAUGUGGAUAUGAGGAAGAUUGGCAGUGGGCGGGGCAUGGUGUCUGCCUACCCGAGACAGCUGGAGUCCCUGAUUCGCUUGGCAGAAGCUCACGCCAAGGUGCGUUUCUCUGACAAAGUGGAGACCAUUGACGUGGAGGAGGCCAAGAGGCUCCACCGUGAGGCCCUCAAGCAGUCGGCCACGGACCCCAGGACGGGAUUCGUCGACAUCUCUAUUCUCACCACAGGUAUGAGUGCCACAGCCCGCAAGCGUAAAGAGGAAGUCGCCCAAGCCCUGAAGAAACUGAUCCAGUCCAAGGGGAAGACGCCCACCAUGAAGUACCAGCAGCUGCUGGAUGACCUCCGAGGACAGUCUCCCACUGCCAUCACCAAGGAGCUGUUUGACGAGGCGCUCCAAGCUUUGGCUGAUGAGGAUUAUUUGACCGUCACCGGGAAAACAGUUCGUCUCCUCGCAUAAUGUUCAUCUUGCAGUUCUGGACAUCCCAUAAUAUUACCAGUAGCUCCACUUCUGUAGAUUUAAACAUUUGAACAUCCUGGAUUUUUGAUGCAUUCAGUUUCCCCUACUGGUUUUCAUAAAGAAAAGGAAAACGUGCUGGCAGAUAUAAUUUAAGUGUUUCUGCUCAUUAAUGAGAAUUGCAUUUUCUAAGUAUUACCCUUAAGCCCAGUGUACUCUGAUUGUCCAGCUGGCACAGUUUACUUCUUCUUGGACCAUCAGUGUCCCUUGCUUUGAAUAGCUGUUAAUAAUGUUGAAUAAAAUUGAGUGUUUGAAUGUUAA
Thalassophryne amazonica is the source of this 3702-nucleotide messenger RNA. RefSeq names its product minichromosome maintenance complex component 4 (gene mcm4). The record is from RefSeq and is a predicted model, not a curated record. Gene Ontology annotation, molecular function: ATP hydrolysis activity; single-stranded DNA helicase activity; ATP binding. Gene Ontology annotation, biological process: DNA replication; mitotic DNA replication initiation; DNA strand elongation involved in DNA replication. Bases 805 to 3384 code for a protein of 859 amino acids. Gene Ontology annotation, cellular component: nucleus; MCM complex. The transcript has 17 exons. NCBI's taxonomy places the organism in Eukaryota, Metazoa, Chordata, Actinopteri, Batrachoidiformes, Batrachoididae.